AUGGACAUUUUAAUUUGGAAUUGUUCUAUUUCGAUGAGUCUUGAAGCUUUCCACUUAGUGAAUGUGCCUCUUUCUGUGGUCAGCAUUCUUAUGGACAUCUUUUUUGUCUUCUGUAUGGUCUUUCCACAGCAGGGACAACCACAAAUGAAACAACCGCUUAAUGUUUUAGUGGGAUCUCUUGUUGGGUGCAAUACUGCUCUUCAUUUUUGCGUUCUGUUGUUUGUCAUCAGUGGCUUUACCUACUCAUUGUCAGCAUACUUUGACAGUGUUGGUUUGUAUUAUUUUACAGCAGAGUGUUUGCUGUUUACCAUGAGGACCAGUGUCACCUCGUACCUCUGGCUGAAUGUGUUCUACUACUGUCAGAUUGUUCCAGCUAAACAUUCUUUGCUCAUCUUGCUGAGAAAAAAUAUCAGACUUUUUGUAUAUUCUGCUUUAAUCUUUGAUAAGUUCAUCUUUUUGUAUGGGGUCGCUACUUCUGUUGUGCGUUACUUGAUAAUUACCCCAUACACAACCACAUAUGAAGAAAAGAACGCAGUAAAACAUGCAGUUGGAGUUGAUUUUUGGUCAAGAUUAGUUUAUUUCUUGUUCAGUCUUUGUGUGAUGUUGACAUCAAGCUGUGCGACUGUUCUCUACCUGUGGAGACACAUGAAGAACAUGGAGGACAGCAGCAGAUCCUCUCCACAUCUUCAGUCACAGAUGAGGGUGACCAUCACAGGAAUCGUACAGAUUCUCCUUUACUUUCUCUGCUCAGUCUGGCUAAUAAUUGAUGAUAUUGCUUAUCAUCUUGCUAGUGCAGAUUUUGACUCAAAAGCACAUAUCAUUUGCACUGUUAUUACGUUGUACUCUUUUGGGACAAACAUUAACUUGGGUGUUGGACAGUCAAUAUUCCGGGAGCGGAUACUUCUCUUUUGGCAAUAA
Molecule: messenger RNA, 918 nt
Organism: Pygocentrus nattereri (red-bellied piranha)
Lineage: Eukaryota; Metazoa; Chordata; Actinopteri; Characiformes; Serrasalmidae
Exons: 1
Coding region: 1-918 (305 amino acids)
Biological process (GO): sensory perception of taste; G protein-coupled receptor signaling pathway
Cellular component (GO): membrane
Molecular function (GO): G protein-coupled receptor activity
Source: RefSeq, a predicted model, not a curated record